Molecule: messenger RNA, 915 nt
Organism: Stegodyphus dumicola
Lineage: Eukaryota; Metazoa; Arthropoda; Arachnida; Araneae; Eresidae
Product: DNA repair protein RAD51 homolog 2-like
Biological process (GO): double-strand break repair via homologous recombination
Cellular component (GO): Rad51B-Rad51C-Rad51D-XRCC2 complex; replication fork
Molecular function (GO): double-stranded DNA binding; ATP hydrolysis activity; ATP binding
Source: RefSeq, a predicted model, not a curated record
UUCCGCUGUAUCUCAAAUUCUUUGAUCUAAAGGAGUAAAAUGUCACUGUGACUGUAUCGGUGUUUGUUUACAAAUAAGUGAGAGCGUAUUUUGAAAUCUUGAUGGGAUCGUAUAGGAUCAGACGUCUAGGUUUAGAGGAAAAAUGUUGUUAAAAUGCUUGAAAGACAAAAUUUACUAUCAUGUAAGGAUGUAUUAGCUUUAACGCCAUUAGAAUUUCAAACUUUGCUCGGUAUAGACCGCAGAAAAGCUGAAAAGCUGUUAGAUAAAAUUAGCAAAAAAUGUGUUUCACAUCCUGAAACAGUUUUCCAGCUGUGUUCAAAUCAAAAUAAAGCCUCAAAUGAAUUUUUUUCAUUAUCAUUGAAUUCACUAGAUCUGUUAUUGCAAGGAGGCUUACCUUUUGGAAGCAUAUCAGAGAUUACUGGUCCACCUGGAGUAGGAAAAACUCAGUUUUGCUUUAUGCUAAGUAUGAUAGCAACAUUACCUGUUUCAUUAGGAGGUGCAGAUGGUGAAGUUUUAUAUAUUGAUACUGAAUCUACAUUUUCUGCUGAGAGGAUUGUUGCUAUGGCAAGGAAACGAUUCCCUCAAAUUUUUAAACAAAAUAAAGAAAUAGAAUUAUUCCUUCAGAAAAUUUCAGUUCAUAAAGCUACUUCUGUUAGUGCAUUAAAAGAUAUUGUUUCUAAUAUUGAAAAGGAUGUCAUUCAGAAAAAUGUCAAGUUAAUAAUUGUGGAUUCCAUUGCUUCAUUGUUAAGAAAAGAAUAUGGAGCAGCCAGUAUUGAAAGCAUUAUGGAAAGAAAUAAUAUAUUACUAGAGCAGGCAGCUAUUUUAAAAGAUUUGGCUCAAACUUAUAAGAUUGUUGUAAGUUACAUGGCAAAUUUUAAUUUAAUACCAGUUUGUUUUUAAGAGCAUUUACAAAUG